This is a messenger RNA of Triplophysa rosa, 2973 nucleotides long. It is a transcript of the gene xkr8.3, whose product is annotated as XK related 8, tandem duplicate 3. The coding region runs from base 196 to 1536 and encodes 446 amino acids. The transcript is spliced from 3 exons. The record is from RefSeq and is a predicted model, not a curated record. Gene Ontology annotation, biological process: phosphatidylserine exposure on apoptotic cell surface; apoptotic process involved in development; engulfment of apoptotic cell. Gene Ontology annotation, cellular component: plasma membrane. NCBI's taxonomy places the organism in Eukaryota, Metazoa, Chordata, Actinopteri, Cypriniformes, Nemacheilidae.
GUUUGUGACCGCUUUAUUGUUGUUUAUACAAAUACAGAGUUGCAAUGCUUAAAGCGUGUCUGCGGCAACAGAUAGUUUAAAUGCGAGAUAUUUGCGCGCAGAAUCUGUGUGUUAAUGGAAAUUAAACGCAAGUUGCUGAACUUUUAUGCGUGGGUUUUACCUUUAACCCUCAGCAUGCUAACGUUGCUCUGCUAGAUGCAUCCUACUACGAUUAUAUUUCAACCAGUUGCUUCGUUGAGUGCGGGGCGGGCUGAUCCCAACAUGCAGUGUCCAACUUCUAAAUAUUCUUGGCUGGAUUUUGUUUUCACUAUCAUCGGCGUAUGCACAUUUUUGUUUGACGUGGGCUCGGAUCUGUGGGUGGCGAAGGAGUUUUACGUGCAUGGAAAUCUCACGUGGUUCGGAGUGUUGGUGGGAUUUAUGCUCGUAUCGUCUGUCAUCAUUCAGAUGUUUAGCUGGCUCUGGCUUCAGUAUGACCGUGAUUUGGAGGACUUUGAUUCUAAGACAUCAGCCGGGAAUCUGGUUUUGUUCUGCCACGUCGGCGGAGUGAAACAUGUGAAACUUGCGCUCUUCCUGCAUGUGUGUCAGUUGGGUUUCUUCGUCAGGCACAUGUCAGCUAUCUGGCAGGGCUUUCGUGUGUGGCGACAAGGGGGAACUGGAUCAGAAUAUGCGGUUUAUAUGACUCAUGACCUCAGCAUGCUUCGCCUCAUCGAGACCUUCUGUGAGAGCGCGCCUCAGCUCACCCUCAUGAUGUACAUCAUGCUGCGCUCAAACCACGCAAGGAUGGUCCAGUGUGUGAGUGCGGUCGCCUCCACAACUUCUAUAGCCUGGAUGGUGGUGGAUUAUCAUCGAUCGCUCCGUUCUUUUCUUCCUGACAAGGACAAACAGGGUUGGACGUCCUCGCUCGUCUACUUCCUCUGGAAUCUCUUUUUGAUUGGUCCACGUGUGGCAUCUGUCGCUCUCUUUGCCUCUGUUCUGCCCUGGCAUAUUGCGGUUCACUUCUUGUUGUUGUGGUCCGUCUUUGUCUUCUGGGCCUGGAGACAACGCACCGAUUUCAUGGACAGCGCUGUGGGGGAAUGGCUUUAUCGGGCCAUCAUAGGUCUCAUCUGGUACUUCAGCUGGUUUAAUGUGGCUGAAGGCCACACCAGAGGCAGAAGUAUCAUCUACCACUUGUUGAUGAUCGUAGACAGCGGCAUUCUUCUGGUCACGUGGUGGUGCUACCGAGAUCUGGAAAUGACCCGGUCGUACGCCCUUAUUCUUGUUAUUUCCGUUCCUCUUGCAUAUGUUCUGGGGUUACUUAUUAAAGUUCUCUACUAUAACUGCUUUCACCCCAAGCUGUGGCGACCGGUGGAUUCUGGGAAGGAUUUAGAUGAUGUAUCUGACGGUGUGCAACCAUUCAGCACCGUUCAGACUGACUCCGCUUCUUUUCACAUCUUGAACAAAAGGAUGGGCAGGCAUGCUGCUAACUUUUACACAAACCAGACAUCCUCUGCGUUUAAAACGAAUAGAAGUGAAGCAAGUAAUGCAUCAGUAUUGUGAAAACGAUUGGAAAGUCUGGACAUUUUGCCGUAUUAUAUUUGUGAAGGUUUGUACAAAAUGUUAAACUUAAAGUUAAGCCAGCCAACAUGCGUUUAGAAACAAAAGCUCAUUGAAAUGGAUGUUGUCAUACUCCGUUGUCUUAUUCUUUCAUGAUGACUGACUUUGGGUUGUUCACAUUGCUUUUUUGUCAAAGUGAAAGUACACAGUGACCAGGGCUGUCACAAAGCUACAAAAAAGCUAAAGUUGUCAUUAACACUACUCAUACGCGACAGUAGGUUCGUAUCUUCUAAAGCCAUACAAUGAAUUUGUGUGAGAAAUAGAAAGUUCACAUGCAGGGAUUAGAUUUUAAAAAGUAUGUUUUGCUCUUUUUCAUCGGUUUCUCGGGUAAAUAUCUUAUUAAUGUCUUUAUAGGUGGUUGUUUCUCUUUCCAGCUUGGCAUCCGCUGGUCUAUAUACUGUAUGCCUUUGUUGAAUAGAAAAUAGAAAAUCCCAGAAAGAAAAUUCCAUGGAAGAAAAGCAGGUUUGAACCUAUUGACAUGAGGGUGGGGAAAUUACGGCAGUAAUUAUAGGUAAAGUGUUAUUUUAAGAGCAUUUGAAUUGUUAAAGAGGAAAUUGACAGUGUACACCAUAAUAGUGUAAUCGCUGUUUAUUACUGUUUUUGGUAUUUUAUGAAAUACAAACAUGUGAGCAUCUAUAAAUUAACAUAUCAACCUCAGUCACGUGGCCAAAGCUUUAUUUUUUUGCACAGAAUGGUAUUUAUGUGUUGAGUUUUAUGUGUUUUUGUUGUUUUCCUGUUUUGUCAAAAAGUCCUUUAUAAAAUGCUAAUGGGUUUUCUGUCAUAAUGUAAAACCAAUCCAAAUGAGGUCAUGCAUUUCAUUAUUAGGCUACUUGUUUGUUUUGACAGGGGCGUGUUUUGUCAUUAUGUCAAAGGUCAAGCUUCUGUAAACACUAUGACACACAAUGUAUAUUAAUGUCAGUGUUAUAUUUGUAAUGACUUGAAAACUCCCAGAGAUAAUCCAUAUUGGAUUCCAUAUUGAAUAUGGAAUGAAGAACACUGAAGUGUGAACGCAUUUACAAAUAAGGUACAUUGUUCUCUUACAUGUUACAUAGGUUUUCCACCAUACAGUACCAUUGUUUGGUCCAUUAUUUUCAGUACAUUUAUAAUUAUGUUAUUUUAAUAUUUAUGUAACGCAAUAUUAGUUUUUCCUUGCAGCAAUGUUAACCUUGUUUCUUAUACAAUACUUUUUGUCUGUGGCUGUGGUUUCCUGCCAACUAGAUGUCAUACAGUAGUCUCAUCUAUUUAGUCUCAUGCGCAUGGUAAAACGGCUUGUUUUCUUAAUCUUGUGUGUGCUUAUCGUGCUGUGACAUGCGAGUUAUGAUUUAAUGUUACUCUUCUGCAGUGUUUUGUAUUUUAUAUAUAAAUCUGUUUUCAGCCAGA